This is a messenger RNA of Wallemia mellicola CBS 633.66, 1166 nucleotides long. RefSeq lists its product as hypothetical. The transcript has 2 exons. The record is from RefSeq and is a predicted model, not a curated record. Gene Ontology annotation, biological process: nucleocytoplasmic transport. NCBI's taxonomy places the organism in Eukaryota, Fungi, Basidiomycota, Wallemiomycetes, Wallemiales, Wallemiaceae. Gene Ontology annotation, molecular function: structural constituent of nuclear pore. The coding region runs from base 14 to 1141 and encodes 375 amino acids. Gene Ontology annotation, cellular component: nuclear pore.
CAAAAAUAAACUCAUGUCUCUCUUCGGAAAUACGACAUCUGGUGGUGGUGGAUUUAAUUUUGGCGCUACGGCACAACCCCAGCAACAACAAGCGAGCGGUGGAUUUGGCUUUGGCGGGGGCUCAAACACCCAAGCUAGCAAUACCGCAGCGAAACCAUCACUCUUUGGUGGUGCAGCUGCUCCGACGGCCACACAACAACCAGCUACAACGGGUUUUGGUGGCUUUGGACAGCAGACUCAGCAGCCUCAACAGAAUCAACAGCAAACUCAACCACAGACUGGUCUAUUCGGUAGCCAACAGCAGAGCAGUACUACAGGAGGAACAUUCGGUGGCUUUGGACAACAACAACAACAGCAGCAGCAGCCACAGCCGCAACAGACUAAUCCCCUCGGCGCUUCUACAAACACUCCAUUUGGCGCCUCCACUGGGUUUGGCACUACUAGUACUCUCAACCAAAAUACACAAAACGCGCAGAAUACCUCACAAACAGCAAAGCUUACGCGCACUACAAAAUUCAACGACCUCCCAGAUGCUCACAGGAAGAUCAUAGAGGAUAUUGAUGCUCAUAUCCAGGGACGGUCGCACAUCGCGCUUGCUUUAAAGGCUGAACCACUGGGUAAAGAUGUCGACAGAUCUUCUGUUCUACUUGAUCAGGUAUCUAACGAUCUUAUGAGUCUUCAGGGAACACUAGCCAGUACGGCUGCUUCACUCGACAGCCUCAAGAAUGAUACUGAGCAGGAUACAGUACGCGCACUUACUAUGACGCGAAUUAUAGAUGGCUACAGACGUCCACAGGAGUCUGGCGCUUGGUUGAAGACAUAUAGAGAUUUCCCACAUGAAUUCUUCGCUCAGACUGCUGUGGAUCUCAAGGAUAGAGCGAAUAAAUACACCGGAACUCUCGAACAGAUAGAAAAGCAUUUGAGCUAUCUUCUCACUGCAAAUGCAGCUGGACACACACCACAAUCUAUCGCCCAGAUUUUGCAGACCCAACACGCGACAUUUAUGAGCCUGGCUAGCAACGUCGCAGAAUUGGCUGCAGCCACAACGAACCUUAAGGAUGGAUAUAGGGAUAUAUGGAGAUCGAAAACCAAAUCUUACGCCGAUCCAUUCGCACUCUCAAAUGUAGAAAGUAAUAUGUAAAUUAUUUAUUCUAGUAUUUUCAAAC